GAAGGCGGAAGCCAGGGCGUAGAAGCAGCCUGCCUUGGCGCUGGUAGCCACCCACUUUGGCCGCGCCCGUGUGAAUGUCUCUUUCUCUCGCGGUACAGUCAGCGGCGAGGCAGCUAAGAAAGGCGUGUAAUCUCCUAUCUGCCUAGCACAGGGCGGGGUUCGGGCCACUCCCUGGCCAAGUACAAAGAAGGGGGGGGGGGAGAAGACAACCCUAAUUAAAAUGCUUGCUCUGAAGAGCCGCGGCAGGAGCCUCUCCUUCCUUGGUGUUGCUCCGCCCUUUUUAUGAGCCAAGUCCUCCUGUGGACUGGAGGAGACACCCGGAGCCUGAACUAGUGUGAAAAAAAAAAGUGCGAGAAAAGAAAGUCGCGUCCUGCCGCCCAUCCACUAGCACCACCGCGAGCCUCGCUGCAGCUACUGAGGCGGGCUGGGAGGCACCCACCUCCGCAACCUCACCUGGUCGCCGUCGCCUGCCGCUUAGUGCUGCGCGGUGCUUGCCCUAGCCGGGCCAAUCCUUUUUCCCGCCAAGCCCCCCUUCAACCUGGACAUGGCCUCGCUAGCAAGAGCCUCGUGCGUUCAACUUCUUAUCGGUCUCCUGGUACUAAAUUUAUUUUGUGAAGCUUGCAAGAAACAGACUUUUAAUCUGCCUUCCAGAAUAGAAGCAGGGACAUUAAUUGGCAAAGUAAAUUUGACAUGUCUCAGCACUUCAGACCUGAUCAGUUCAAGUGAUCCUAACUUCAUAAUUAAAGAUGAUGGUUCUUUGUUGGCAGCAAAUGCCAUUUCAUUGCAUUCUACUGGCAUAAAAUUUACCGUGUUGCUUAAGGACACACAAAAACAUGUACAAAAGAAAGUGCCUAUCAUUUUGCGAUCUUCUCGGGGAAAGGUCUCUGAAAAAGGAGAGACUGUUCUUAGAAGAAGUAAACGAAGAUGGGCUCCUGUUCCAACUACUAUAAUGGAAAACUCUCUGGGACCUUUUCCAAUGCAAAUUCAGCAGCUGUCGUCUGAUACAGCCCAGAGGUACAAUAUCACCUAUUCUAUAAGUGGUCCUGGUGUUGACCAACCACCAAUGAAUUUUUUUUACAUUGAGAAAGAAACAGGAAAUCUCUUUGCUACAUGCCCAAUAGAUCGGGAAGAAUAUCCAGAAUUUAAGAUAAUUUGCUAUGCAUGGUCAUCUGAUGGCUACACCCCAGAGGUACCACUUGUGCAUGUAAUACGAAUAGAAGAUGACAAUGACAACCCUCCAGUUUUUGACCCAGCUGUCUGUACUUUUUCUGUUUUUGAAAACAGUAGAUCUGGCACCGUAAUUGGAGAAAUGACUGCGACAGACAGAGAUGAGCCUGAAACUCUACACACUAAACUGAAAUACAGAAUUGUGAGCCAGGAUCCAGUGAUUCUUCAGUACCCCAAAGUGUUUAAUAUAGAUGGAGAUACAGGUGUUAUUACUUUGGCAUCCUCAGUCUUGGAUAGAGAGGCUGUAGAACAAUAUGUAUUACUAGUUGAAGCAAGAGAUAUGGGAGGUCAGCCCUUUGGUUUGUGCACUACUGGGACAGCUGUGAUUCAACUUCAAGACAGAAACGACCAUGCACCUAUUUGUGAAAAGGGUUUGUACGAAGUUUAUGUGCCUGAAAACACAGUUGGCAUGAAAAUAAUAGACAUUGGUGCCAUAGACAGAGAUAUGCCAGAAACACCAGCCUGGCAUGCAACCUUCAAGAUUAUAAAGGGAAAUGAUGAUGGCGCAUUCAGAAUUGAGUCAAAUCCAAAUUCAAAUAUUGGGACUUUAUGUGUUGAGAAGGGUCUAGACUAUGAAAAAACCAAGGAGAGAAGAUUGGAAAUUACUGUAAAUAAUGAAGAACCUUAUAUAUUACCACAAAAUUCAAGAGCUGUUUCUCAAGGUUCUUGUGUAGUUGUUGUCAAAGUACGGGAUGUAGAUGAAGGACCAGUAUUCGAUCCCUGUGUGUAUAUUUUAAAUAUUAAAGAAUGUUUGCCUUCUGGAACUAUGGUUGGCCACUACGUAGCAAAAGACCCAGAGACUGGAAAUAGUGAAGACAUUAGAUAUGGAAUGCUAAAAGACCCAUGUGGUUGGAUCACCAUGGAUGAAAGAGGUGAAAUCAGAACUGCUAAGCUCUUAGACAGAGAUGCACCAAGUAUGCAGUAUUACCAAUGUAAUGUAACAGUUGUUGCUACAGAUCGAAGUGGCAAAACAGGCACUGGAACAAUUGUGGUUAAUUUAGAGGAUGAAAAUGAUAAUCACCCAAUAAUUGUUCAGCCAGAGAAAAUCAUGUGCAGAGACAGAAAACCAAUUUGUCUUACUGCUGUGGAUGCUGAUUUACCUCCUAAUACUGAGCCUUUCACCUUUGAAAUGACUGAUAGAAACUUGGAAUGGAGACUGGUAGGAAACGAUGAUAGAUCUGUGUAUCUGGAACCAAUGAGCCAUAUACCCUUUGGGGUUUACGAUAUUCCUAUUAUGGUAACUGACCGUGGUGGAAACCGUGGUAUUACUAACGUAAGAGUUCUAGUGUGUGACUGUACGACCCCAAGUGAUUGUAGUGGUGUCAUGCCAUCUCGAGACAGAGAACCUGACAUUGGGUCCUAUCAAACACCUAAUGUCACCCUUGGACUUUGGGCCAUACUUGCAAUGAUUUUGGGAUCGUUAUUGCUGCUAUUGAUUCUGAUAACACUUUGUGGCUGCUGUGGAGCUGCACCUGUGAGCAAACAUGUGUGUGAUGACUUAGCUAAUCAGAACUUGAUAAUAUCAAACACUGAAGCUCCUGGAGAAGAAGUAAUGGACCCAAACAUACUUCCUGUGAAAACAGGAAAUGUGGUUACUAGUGAUCAAGGGGCUGACCUUGGAGUAAAAACUGGAGGACAGGAGUGCUUUGAAAUGGUCAAAGGAGGAGGACAUCAGACCAUGGAAUCACUUGAAGGAGGAGGACUUCAUACCUUACAGUCAGUCAAAGGACAUCAUACAUUGGAAUCUGGAAGGGGAUAUGGACAUCCCAUGAUGGAUACCUAUAGAUACUCCUAUUCAGAAUGGCAGAAUUUCACACAUCCACGCCUAACUGAGAAAGUGUAUCUGUGUGGACAGGAUGAAGAGCAUAAGCAUUCUGAAGACUAUGUCCUUUCAUAUAACUAUGAAGGAAGAGGAUCCCCAGCUGGUUCUGUAGGCUGCUGCACUGAUCAGCAAGAAGAAGAGGCACUGGACUUUUUAGACCACCUGGAACCCAAGUUUAGGACAUUAGCAGAAACCUGUGUAAAGAGAUAAGUUUGGUGAUGACAGUGCAGAAAAUCAUCGCCCUUUCCAUAGAGGUGGUUGUUGUAAAAUUUCAGUGGAUUUUUCUAUUCCCCCCCCCCCUUUCUUUGGGAGUGGUUAAUCAAAUAUACACUUUAACAGUAUG
Heteronotia binoei (common prickly gecko) is the source of this 3392-nucleotide messenger RNA. Its product is annotated as desmocollin-1-like. Gene Ontology annotation, molecular function: calcium ion binding. Lineage: Eukaryota; Metazoa; Chordata; Lepidosauria; Squamata; Gekkonidae. The record is from RefSeq and is a predicted model, not a curated record. The transcript is spliced from 16 exons. Bases 545 to 3259 code for a protein of 904 amino acids. Gene Ontology annotation, biological process: homophilic cell-cell adhesion. Gene Ontology annotation, cellular component: plasma membrane; desmosome.